AUUACAUUUUAAUACCGUUGAAAAAAUUGGGCUUGAUAGGGUUUCUUUUCAUUUCCCCCAAUUCUUUUCCCCCAAAAUUCAAUUUUUCCCCCUUCGAAUUUUGAAGAACCCUAAAUCCUCUCUUCCGAUUUACUGAGAAAGAUUUGAACUUUCACGCCAUUUUGUCAGUAGAAUAAGUUCUCCGACGCAAUUCAUCGCAAUGUUUCUGCAAAUCCGCAAUAACAUUGUUCACUUCUCCAAGAAUUAUUCCUUACGAACUCGCAACUCCCAUUUUCCUUUCCCUCUUCUUUCUCUUGUCCAAUUUUACUCCAAAUCUAGGGUUGAGAAACAGAGAUCCCCUGCAAUUUUCGAAUUAUUGCUGCACAAACACAAUUUCUGCCCGGAAGCCGCGUCGCAAGUCGCCACGUGUUUAACCCUAACCCGCCUGAAAACCCUCGAGAAAUUCGACUCCACACUGUCGUUCUUCAAAGAGAGCGGCUUUUCAAACCCCCAGUUGGAGAAAAUGCUCAAGUACAGACCUACUCUGCUCUCAGCAAAUCCCGACAAGGUAAUCAAGCCCAAAAUCAAACUCUUCCAAGACUUGAAUUUUUCUGCUCAAGACAUAGCUGAGAUAAUCACGAACGAUCCCGAUAUUAUUACCGUAGUUUGAACAAUCGAGUCGUGCCGUCAUGCUUGUGUGAAGACUUGCUAGGUUCUAGUUUGGAGGUAGCUAAGGUUUAAAAGAUUUCCGGGUGCUUCUUGAAAUAUGAUAUAGGCAAGACUAUGGCUCCCAAUAUCGAAUUCUCGAAAAAUUGUGGUAUAGCGGUUGAGCAGAUUAGUUGGCUUAUGUAUACUUAUCCGAGGUGUCUCCUUUGUAAGCCGAAAAGUAUGAUUAAAUUUGUUGGUAGGGUCGAUGAAAUGGGAAUUAAUAGGAGCUCGAAAAUGUUCAUUCACGCCAUACGUGUGCUUAGUUCGAUGACGGACGAAACUUGGGAACAAAAAUUGAAGGCUUUUAAGAAUCUAGGUUUUUCCGACGAAGACAUAGUGGAAACUUUUAGAAAGGCGCCUCAGGUUUUUUCUAUGUCCGAAGAAAAGAUGAAGAAGUUGAAGGAAAUUUUGAUUGCGAGUGGGAAAUAUGAUUUUUCGUGUGUUAUUAGUCACCCAACGUCACUUAUUUGCAGCGUUGAGAACAAGUAUAAGCCGAGGCUGCAAGUUUUGGGGGUUUUGGAAAGUCGUAAUCUGAUUAACAAUUGGCCUAGUUUUUCAGCGCUAUAUAAAAUGCCCGACGAAUCUUUUGUGAAGAAAUAUGUUGGACCUUAUUUAAGUGAAGUUGGUGAUCUGCAUAAAGUCGAGAGUUCGUUCUGUGCUAAAAACGGCUUUUUGAUACUCGUUCUGUUAAUAAUGAUUGCAGCAAUUGUACGCCAAAAUGGCAUCAAUUUGUGCUUCAAGAAUUCUUCACCCCUCCGCAAAUCCGAUGUCGUUUUCUCGCAUCUUCUUCUCCAUUUCUCUACUGUUAUCGACCCUACGGUUCCUGAAAUGUUGAUGCGCAAGCACAAUUUCUCUCCGGCAGCGGCUUCACAAGCCGCCCCUGUUCUCGCCCGCAUGAGGAAUCCAAACAAAUCCGAUUCGGCAAUCACAUUCCUCAAAGAAAACGGAUUCUCCAAAACCCAAGUGGAUAACAUUGUGAAAAUCUGGCCUCAGUUUCUCUCCGCCAAUCUCGAAAAAACAAUCAAGCCCAAAAUCAAGAUUUUCCAAGACUCGGGCUUUUCCGCAAACGACGCCGUCGCUAUAAUCUCGAACGAUCCUCGGAUUCUGAGGCAGAGCCUGAAAAAUAGAAUCGUUCCGUGUUUAUCUACAUUGAAGGGUUUGUUGGGAUCGAAUUUCGAAGUGGCUAGGCUUUUGAAGAAUUGUGGAUGGUUCUUGGAAACUAACCUCGACAACAAUUUGAUACAAAAUGUCGAGUUCUUGAAGAACUACGGCUUGCCGCUGGAGCAGAUCACUUGGUCCAUGCAUUAUUUUCCUAUGAUUCUGCUGCGUAAGCCCGAGACCGUGAGGAAAUUCGUUUACAAGGCUGAGAAAAUGGGGGUUAGGAAAAGUUCUAGAAUGUUCAUUCACGCCGUCCGGUUGUUCAGUUCAAUGUCGGAGGAAACUCUGGAACUGAAGCUGAGGACUUUUCACGCGUUGGGGUUUUCCGAAGAUGAUAUAGCAGCGACGUUUAGAAGUGUCCCUUUGGUUUUCGGUGUGUCGGAGAAGAAGAUAAAGGAGGUGAAAGAUGUUCUCUUUGCCACCGGGAAGUACAAAAUGUCGUGCAUUGUUAAAAACCCCGUUUCGUUUAUGUACAGCGUCGAGAAAAGGUAUAUGCCGCGGUUUAAAGUCUUGGAGAUUUUGGAAAGUGAGGGUUUGAUUGAGAAAUGGCCUUGUUUGGCUGUGCUGUGCAGAAUGUCUGGUAAGAAGUUCUAUGAGAAAUUCGUUGGUCCGUAUUUAGACCGAGUUGGAGAUGUUUAUGUGGCGAAGGGUGUAAUAAUUGGAAACGGAGAAGUCGAACGAGGGUUUGAAUGUUGACCGUACUACUGUAGUAGCUGGUGGUUAGUUUUGUGGCAACUUGUUGAAGAUGACUACUGAGCAGAAAUAUGAACUUAGCUCAGAUUUUAAUUUUCAUGUAAGGUAAUGAUAUUGUAGCUGCAUUUAUGUUUAUUAUUUGAUGUU
Molecule: messenger RNA, 2685 nt
Organism: Erythranthe guttata (spotted monkey flower)
Lineage: Eukaryota; Viridiplantae; Streptophyta; Magnoliopsida; Lamiales; Phrymaceae
Source: RefSeq, a predicted model, not a curated record